Molecule: messenger RNA, 2773 nt
Organism: Zootermopsis nevadensis
Lineage: Eukaryota; Metazoa; Arthropoda; Insecta; Blattodea; Termopsidae
Product: interleukin-1 receptor-associated kinase 4
Biological process (GO): protein phosphorylation
Molecular function (GO): ATP binding; protein kinase activity
Source: RefSeq, a predicted model, not a curated record
AGUAGUGUUUUUUCUUGAGAGGGAAAUUACUCGUGACCUCAGUGGUGCACCAACCUCGCAUAGAGUCAAUGUCAGUUUGAAGUGGCAAGAAAGAUUUUAUCAUCAGCGAAAAGAAGGCGUCUAGAAAGAUUAAGCAUUGAUUUUAUUUUGUAAAAAUCUGUGGUAGAAGUCACAGAUUAUGCAAGUCAAUUAAGUUGUUGCGAUACUUCAGUUGUGAUAAUGUGUUGUGAAUUCUGUAGGAAUAUUAUAGAACAUAGUAUCCGUGGUGUUGGUUUAGUUGUGACAAUUUAUCACUGUAUAAACUAUGUUGCAUUACCAUGGAGGUAAACACGGAACUCAGGAAACUUCCUCCAUCAGCUGUUUUUGGUCUGGUACGUAUCCUAGAGACUGGCAAUGCAUGGAAGCAGCUGAUGGCCAUUGCUCCACGCAGUAGGGAUGAAUUUGGCGAUUCGUUUGUGCCAAAAUACAAGGUGGAACAUAUGAAGUUAAUAGAGCAAGCUGGAGUUACACAGAGACGGCCUUGUGCAGAGAUAUUUCUGGAAGAGUGGGGAACAAGUGGGAGGAUACGUCCAGAUCUUGCAUACCUGGUUCAGCUGUUGGGCAAAGCACAGUUGUUCAGAGCAGCAGAUUAUGUUACAGACUUAUUGAAAGUACCACCUCUUGAGCGUCCUACUACAGGCCCAGCUGCACUAAUUGAUGUCUCUGAAGAAAGUAUGGAGAAAAAGCUUUCCAAGCUGCCACCAGGAUCUUUAGAGCUCAGAAACCAUUGUUGUCAAUAUAACACAUUUGAAAUCAACAGAGCAUUUGAUGAGAUGACUAUACCUGACAACAGCUUACCAUCACUUGAUGGACAACAUAUGCAGACAUUAGGUGAAGUGAUGCAGGAAGGGUCUGUGGUUCCUUAUGUCGAAGGGAAUAGUGUUGCUAUAACAAGACGUUUCAAAAUACCAGAAUCUGAUGAACAAUUAGAACAGGAGACUUUACCUGUGGACCUGUUGGAAAGAUCAUCAAGGAACACCUGUCUACAUCAGGAUACAUUAUUACCACAUGUGCAAUACUUUGAGCUAGAAUGUUUUACAAACUAUUUUAAUGAGUUAUCACUAGCCAGUAAUGGAGGAAGGAAACUUGGUGCAGGGGCAUUUGGUUCUGUAUACCUGGGGAUCCUUCCAUCACAAAAACAUGUGGCUGUCAAAAGAUUACACAGAGAUGCUGGCAAUGUGGAGAAACAGUUCUGCAAUGAGAUACAGGCUCUUUCAAGAUACAGGCAUAGCAACCUAUUAUGUCUGGUUGGCUACUCAUGUGAUGGUCCUGCAUACUGUCUUAUAUAUGAGUACAUGAGUAAUGGCUCAUUACAGGACAGACUUGCAUGCAAGCAUGAAGGAGUUGCACUGCAGUGGCACGUGCGUCUGAACAUAGCUCUAGGCACAGCACGUGGGAUUCUGUACCUUCACACAGCAUAUGAGAAACCUCUAAUCCAUAGGGAUGUUAAGAGUGCCAACAUUCUGCUGGAUCAGCAUCUUGUACCUAAGCUGGGCGACUUUGGGUUGGUAAGACUAGGACAGCACAGUAACUCUAUGACAGUGCCAACAACAACUGUGCUGGGUACAUCUGCUUACAUGGCACCAGAAGCUUUCAGGGGAGAUGUCUCUGUCAAACUUGAUACUUUCAGCUUUGGAGUGGUACUGUUAGAAAUUCUUACAGGAUUGCCACCAUAUGAUGAGGAGCGAGAGGGUCAUGAUCUGGUGACUCAUGUUGAAGCCAUGUGUGAGGAAAUUGGCUGUAUUAAUGUAUUACUAGACAAGCAGGCUGGAGAUUGGGGAAGGUCUUGUAUUAUUAGACAAGAAGAAGAAUCCAGUCUGGCAGACAGUCUAUAUUCACUUGCUCUGAAUUGUAUUGAAGACAACAAACGGAGACGUCCAAACAUGACAAUUGUAGUCCAAGGGUUAGAAGAAAUUGUUGGAAUCAAAACGUAACAGAAAUAGUGCUCUGCUUGUACCUCAUUUAAAGUUAGAGUAACUUGUACACAUAUCAGAUACACACUAUGUAGCAGAAAUCAAGUGUUUAAAGUUAUUUAAGUCCCACACUUAAAGUGAUUUAAACAUACAGCUGGCAUUGAAAUUCCAAUCAUUCACAAUCUCCUUGUAUGUGGCUUUUUUCUGUCUUUCAUUAGUUAAAAUUAUUUAUGUCUGAUGUAUAUUAAUCAAAGAUAUCAAUAUUGUCUAAUUUGAAGAAGAAUAUGAAUUAAUUUUAAUACAUUUUUUAAGCCAUGUCAGUAGAUAAGACAUCAAAAUCACAGUGAACACUGCAUUUCACGCUUGCCCAUCUUUAAUACAUCUGAUGGUAGCCAUGAUGGUAUUGCAGCAGAAUAACAUGUUAGGCAGACAUAUUAACGAAAGGUAAAGGAAAGCCACGAAUGGAAAAAUACAAGGAGAUAAUGAAUGACUGGAAUUAUGAUGCCAGCAGUAAGCUUACAUCACUUUUGGUGUGAAAAUUAGAAAACUUUAAGUGUUUGUUUUGUUUUAUAUUAUGUAUGUAUUUGAUAUGAUUCUCAGCAUUUUUUUAUUGUUAAGUGGUUGCAUAAUAAGAAUUAGAUCCAAUCAUAUAUGGAAUUUUUAUGUAUGUUGAUGUCAAAUAUACAAAAUUCAUUUCUAUUCAUUUUACGUAUAUUGGCAGAUUUUCAUAUGCUGAAGGAGUCUUACAUACUCUCAUUUGUAAUGUAAAUUUUUAAGUGUGCUGCAUACAUAUUCUUCAAAUAAAAAAUUCCUUAUGAACA